Molecule: messenger RNA, 1075 nt
Organism: Chrysoperla carnea
Lineage: Eukaryota; Metazoa; Arthropoda; Insecta; Neuroptera; Chrysopidae
Gene: Tm2
Product: tropomyosin-1
Exons: 5
Coding region: 129-983 (284 amino acids)
Biological process (GO): actin filament organization; muscle contraction
Cellular component (GO): actin filament
Molecular function (GO): actin filament binding
Source: RefSeq, a predicted model, not a curated record
AAGAGAGAUGGAUACGGGAUGAUGUUUGAACAUCACAGCAUGUAGGUCGCAUUGCUGUGAGGACUGUUGAAGCACCACAAAGUCCCAGUCGUUUUUCUUCCUGAGCCCGUUCACCAAAAGCCGCAAUCAUGGAUGCCAUUAAAAAGAAAAUGCAGGCGAUGAAGUUGGAGAAGGAUAAUGCAGCAGAUAAAGCUGAUACCUGUGAAGGACAGGCAAAGGACGCCAACCUCCGUGCCGACAAAAUUAAUGAAGAAGUCCGUGAUUUGCAAAAGAAGUUAAUUCAAAUUGAAGUUGACCUUACCACCACCAAAAACAACUUAGAAAAGGCCAACAAGGAACUCGAAGACAAAGACAAAGCUCUCACUAAUGCCGAAUCUGAAGUAGCUUCACUUAACCGUAAAGUCCAACUUAUUGAAGAAGAUCUUGAACGCUCAGAAGAACGUUUAGGAACCGCAACCACCAAACUUACAGAAGCUUCCCAAGCCGCUGAUGAAAGCACACGUAUGUGCAAAGUAUUGGAAAAUCGUUCCCAACAAGAUGAAGAACGUAUGGACCAAUUAACCAACCAAUUAAAAGAAGCCCGUCUCUUGGCUGAAGAUGCUGACGGAAAAUCUGAUGAAGUUUCACGUAAGUUGGCCUUCGUUGAAGAUGAACUUGAAGUAGCUGAAGAUCGUGUAAAGGGUGGUGAUGCCAAGAUCAUGGAGUUGGAAGAAGAAUUGAAAGUAGUCGGAAACUCAUUGAAAUCAUUGGAAGUUUCUGAAGAAAAAGCCAACCAACGAGUAGAAGAAUUCAAGAGACAAUUAAAAACAAUCACUGUUAAACUAAAGGAAGCUGAAGCUCGCGCUGAAUUCGCAGAAAAGACUGUCAAGAAAUUACAAAAUGAAGUUGACAGACUUGAAGAUGAAUUGGGUCUUAACAAAGACAGAUACAAGAGUCUUGCCGAUGAAAUGGAUUCCACAUUCGCUGAAUUGGCUGGUUAUUAAAUUCUUUUUAAAUCUUUGUCUUUUAUGGUUUGAGGGAGAAGAAUUAUAUUGGGAUAACCUCAGCAAGCAAUCAUUAUGCACUACAUAAUAUA